Hylaeus anthracinus is the source of this 3781-nucleotide messenger RNA. It is a transcript of the gene Cul4, whose product is annotated as cullin-4B. The coding region runs from base 193 to 2637 and encodes 814 amino acids. Gene Ontology annotation, biological process: ubiquitin-dependent protein catabolic process; DNA damage response; protein ubiquitination. The transcript is spliced from 11 exons. Lineage: Eukaryota; Metazoa; Arthropoda; Insecta; Hymenoptera; Colletidae. Gene Ontology annotation, molecular function: ubiquitin protein ligase binding. The record is from RefSeq and is a predicted model, not a curated record. Gene Ontology annotation, cellular component: Cul4-RING E3 ubiquitin ligase complex.
UAUCGCGCAUGUGCGGACAUUGCCAAUUGUUCGCGAGUCUCGUCACAAGUAGAGUCUGGAGAUAAAUAACUUUUUCCGCUCGUCGAGCACGCAGGGACAAAGGUAGAACAGGAGAGGGAGAAUUCAUUGGAUUUCUUGGUAGAAAACUGUUUUUCCGUGUGCUGAGGGCCGGCGGCCGAGUGAUGCACGCAUAUGUCUAGGCUCGGAGGAACUCAGGUUCUGGCCACAGUACAGGUGAAGAGAACGGCCGCUGAUCACGCAGCGGUGGUAAACUUCGGUGCUGCAAAGCGCAGCAAGCUGUCCGCCGUUGCGGUCACGGAGAUCAACGAGAUCGAAAACAUGACGGAUACGGCCGCGGCCACCACUGAUACUCAGAAGAGAGCCAAUUUCUCGGCAUUGACCAUCGGCAAUCCGAACGGCGUCAACAAGAUAUCAUCGAGUUUGGCGAGUGCGAAACCAGGCACAGCUAGAAAGCUCGUCAUCAAAAACUUCAAAAAUAAACCAAAAUUACCAGAAAAUUAUCAGGAGCAAACAUGGGAGAAAUUGCAAGAGGCUGUAAUCGCGAUACAAACCAGCAAGAGUAUCCGUUAUUCAUUAGAAGAACUUUAUCAGGCAGUUGAAAAUAUGUGUAAUCAUAAAAUGGCAUCUACGUUAUACACAAAACUCACAAGGUUAACAGAAGCCCAUGUCCAGGCUAACAUAGAACAGUUCUUAGCAGAAUCCAUGGACAGGCAUAUAUUCUUGAAAAAAAUGAACGAAUGCUGGCAGUCGCAUUGUAGACAAAUGAUUAUGAUUAGGAGUAUUUUUCUAUACCUGGAUAGGACAUAUGUAUUACAAAAUCCAAGUAUUUUAUCCAUAUGGGAUAUGGGAUUGCACUUGUUUAGAGUAUAUAUUGUUCUAAACAAUUUAGUUCAAACACGUACAGUAGAAGGACUACUUAUGCUCAUAGAAAAAGAGCGGCAAGGCGACACAGUAGACAGAACGCUUCUUAAAUCAUUAUUACGGAUGUUAUCAGAUUUACAAAUUUACCAAGAUGCCUUUGAAACUAAAUUUCUGGUAGCCACGGAAAGACUGUAUGCUGCUGAAGGUCAGCGAUUGAUGAACGAACACGAUGUUCCUGAGUACUUAGCACACGUGGACAAACGGUUACAGGAAGAAAAUGAACGAUUGUUACACUACCUUGACGCAUCUACAAAGUGGUCACUAAUACACACAGUAGAAAAACAAUUACUGUCUGAACAUAUUAGCAGCAUUUUACAGAAAGGAUUAAGUGGUCUAUUGGAUGAAAAUAGAAUUAGUGAUUUAUCUUUACUUUAUAAUUUAUAUAGUCGAGUGAAAAAUGGCCUUGUAGAACUUUGUUUGAAUUUUAAUUCGUAUAUAAAGAAAAAAGGUAAAACCAUAGUCAUAGAUCCAGAAAAAGAUAAGACUAUGGUUCAGGAGCUUCUAGAUUUCAAAGACAAAAUGGACAAUAUAGUUAAUACGUGUUUUCAUAGAAAUGAAAAGUUUGCAAAUAGUUUAAAAGAAGCUUUUGAAGCUUUUAUUAAUCAACGAGCAAAUAAACCAGCUGAAUUAAUAGCAAAGUUUGUCGACUGCAAAUUGAGAGCAGGUAACAAAGAAGCGACAGAAGAAGAAUUAGAGAGAUUAUUAGAUAAAAUUAUGGUACUGUUUAGAUUUAUACAUGGAAAAGAUGUAUUUGAAGCUUUUUAUAAAAAAGAUUUGGCCAAACGUUUAUUAGUGGGUAAAUCGGCUUCCGUUGACUCUGAAAAAUCCAUGUUAUCCAAAUUAAAACAAGAAUGUGGAGGUGGAUUCACCAGUAAAUUAGAAGGAAUGUUUAAAGAUAUGGAACUCAGCAAAGAUAUUAAUAUUGCUUUUAAACAAUACGCAGGAAAUCUACAAAAUGAAUUGUCUGCUAGUAAUUUGGAUUUAACUGUUUCAAUACUUACAAUGGGUUACUGGCCAACAUAUCCUGUAAUGGAAGUAACAUUACCACCAGAAAUGGUUCAGUACCAAGAUGUAUUUAAUAAAUUUUAUUUGGGAAAGCACAGUGGUAGGAAAUUGCAAUGGCAACCUACACUGGGUCAUUGUGUAUUGAAAGCUUGGUUUAAUCAGGGUAACAAGGAGCUUCAAGUGUCGUUGUUUCAAGCAUUGGUGUUAAUUAUGUUUAACGAUUCUGACAAUUUAUCUUUGGAAGAUAUAAAGGCAGCAACAAAUAUAGAAGACGGCGAACUUAGGAGAACUUUACAGUCUUUGGCUUGUGGGAAAGCUAGAGUAUUGCAAAAAAAUCCACGAGGAAGGGAUGUUGCAGACAAUGAUAGAUUUGUGUUUAACGCAGACUUUACAAACAAGUUGUUUAGAAUUAAAAUAAAUCAAAUUCAAAUGAAAGAAACGAACGAAGAACAGAAAGCUACGGAAGAGAGAGUCUAUCAAGAUAGACAGUACCAAAUAGAUGCAGCUAUUGUAAGAAUUAUGAAAAUGAGGAAAACACUCACGCACAAUCUGUUGAUUAGCGAACUAUACAAUCAAUUAAAGUUCCCCGUAAAGCCUGCUGAUUUAAAAAAGAGAAUUGAAUCUCUUAUAGAUAGGGAUUACAUGGAGCGAGAUAAAGAUAAUGCAAACGAGUAUAACUAUGUUGCGUAACCUGAACCAAACGUCGAAGUCAUUUCAGACUGGGUUGAUGCUAUGUUUUGUAGCAAAAGGAACCAAUUUGUUUUGGUAUUUGCCUACUGUGAAUGUGACAUAUUGAAGAGAAGAAACGAGGAACUUUUAACUGAUUGACUGUCAGCAUAAUGUUGCAGCAUGCAGAUCAGUUGAUUCAAAAAAAAAAAAAAGAGUUAGAGUGGACCUCAUUGUUUUGGUUUUUGUAGUGCGUAAUGGACACUGGAUUAAUAAGAUCUCCUUUAAACAGUGCUUUACUGUUAUUCUUGUGUUGUUUCUGGAUUUCGCUAAAAAGGACCAUGUGCAAAAUGUCUUCAAUGGUACAGCAUUUAAAAUAUAUCAAUUUUUUAUCCAGAACAGUUUUUCACAGCAUAUUAAAAAUUUAAGAAGAUAAUGUAGUAAGGAUAUUCUAAGAAUAAAAAUACAAUGUAUCGUUUGAUUGAAAGUGAACAAGAAUCCAUUACUUAUGGCAAAUAUAAAAUAGUAUAUUGUGGAUAUAGAAUCUAGUGAUUACCAAAACCAUGUUGAACAAACGGAAAACACAUUACGAAGUAAAGGUUUGUGUAUUUAAUUAUCAUUCUGAUAUACGGAAAAUAUUUAUUUUGUCCCAGAAUUUUUUUAAUGUUUCCGAAAAAAGACGUGCAACGUCAUACGCGCAUUCUAAAAAAAUAUGAAAGCCACAAAGUUUAAGAAAUCUUAUCGGAGAUAUAAUAUGUAUUUCUGUAAUAAAUUUGUGUAUAUUACCUUAUAAUACAGAGUUUAUAAAUAAUAAGAAAUGUUGUACAAAUAAGAUCCAUUUUCAUCAAAACAAUAGUAAAGCAAUACAUGUAAGGUUAUGAUGACUUUAAAAAUAAUAUGAAGCACUUUUUAAAUAUCGCGGAAUUCGUAAACUAUUUAUACUGUAAACGAUAUUGUCUGAUAGGGUUUUAUGUACAAAUAGAUAAUUUCUACAUGUCUUUUAAAAUUACACAUUAUUAGUUUUUACGAUAUUAUAAUAAUAAAAUUAUUAAUUACAAAAUGUAAUAGAAGUGUUUCAUAUUAUUAUAUGAUGAAAAUACUCUGCCAUUAGCUUUACGAUUUUCACUACAAAAUUACAAUAUUAAGAUUAAACACAAAUAUAAAUAAU